AUGGCGGGUUCGGCGGAGGGGAAGAAGGGCGGGGUGCUGCAGGGGCGCUACGAGAUGGGCCGCGUGCUCGGCCACGGCAACUUCGGGCGGGUGCACAUCGCGCGGGACCUGAGGACCGGGCGGGCCGUGGCGGUCAAGGUGGUUGCCAAGGACAAGGUGGUGCGCGCCGGCAUGGUGGAGCAGAUCAAGCGGGAGAUCGCCGUCAUGAAGCGGGUCUCCCACCCCAACAUCGUCGAGCUCCACGAGGUCAUGGCCACGCGCUCCAAGAUCUACCUCGCCCUCGAGCUCGUCCGCGGCGGGGAGCUCUUCUCGCGGAUCGAGCGCUCCGGCCGCGUCACGGAGGACGUCGCGCGCCGCUACUUCCGCCAGCUCAUCUCCGCCGUCGACUUCUGCCAUGCCCGCGGCGUCUACCACCGCGACCUCAAGCCGGAGAACCUGCUCCUCGACGAGGCGGGGAACCUCAAGGUCGUCGAUUUCGGCCUCAGCGCGCUCGCCGACCACGCCCGCGCCGACGGGCUUCUCCACACCCUCUGCGGCACGCCGGGCUAUGCUGCGCCGGAGGUGCUCCGUGACAAGGGCUACGACGGCGCAAAGGCCGACCUCUGGUCCUGCGGCGUCAUCCUCUACGUGCUCCUCGCCGGAUCCCUCCCGUUCCCGGACGACAACGUUGUUACCAUGUACAAGAAGGCGCAGCGCGGUGACUACCGAUGCCCGCCGUGGUUCUCGACGGAUGCGCGCAGGCUCAUUCCCAAACUGCUCGACCCCGACCCCGACACCCGCAUCACCGUCGCGCAGCUCGUGGAGACGCCGUGGUUCAAGAAGGCGUCCAUCGCCAAGCCCCUAAGUCUUGAGCCGCCAGCAUGCGUGAAGGAUGCCGGCGACAAGGACGAACCCGAGGCGCUGAACGCGUUCCAUCUGAUAUCCCUCUCCGAGGGAUUCGACCUCUCGCCACUGUUCGAGGGCCACCCGGCAAGCCGGCGGCUGGAGGGCGGCAUGCGGUUCGCGACGCGGGAGCCAGCACGGGGCGUGGUCUCCCGUCUCGAGGAGGUCGCUGCGCGUGGAGGCGGGCGGAUGCGGGUGACCAAGAGCAGCCCGGGGGGCGUGCGCCUGGAGGGCGCGGAACGCGGCGGGCGCAAGGGCCGGCUCGCCGUGGCCGCCGAGAUAUUCAGCGUGGCUCCUUCGGUGCUCGUGGUCGACGUCAAGAAGGACGGCGGCGACACCCUCGAGUACCUCUCGUUCUGCUGUGACGAGCUCCGGCCAGCCCUCCAGGACAUUGUCUGGGCUGCCGACCCUCCGGCGUCUGUCUGA
Triticum turgidum subsp. durum (durum wheat) is the source of this 1308-nucleotide messenger RNA. The record is from the annotation of a GenBank genome assembly. NCBI's taxonomy places the organism in Eukaryota, Viridiplantae, Streptophyta, Magnoliopsida, Poales, Poaceae.